Molecule: messenger RNA, 819 nt
Organism: Caenorhabditis remanei
Lineage: Eukaryota; Metazoa; Nematoda; Chromadorea; Rhabditida; Rhabditidae
Exons: 4
Coding region: 1-819 (272 amino acids)
Biological process (GO): phospholipid homeostasis; regulation of membrane lipid distribution; membrane assembly
Cellular component (GO): plasma membrane
Source: RefSeq, a predicted model, not a curated record
AUGAUGGACAAACUACUCGUUUGUGGAGUAGUCAGUGCUGCUCUUCGUGGUGAAUAUCUUUUGGCUCGAACAAUUGUUCGACAAAAGCAACCUGAAUGGAGUGAUAAUAAGACACGUCUUUUUGCGGUCCGUGUCGUUUCCUUCACUCAUGCACUUGUCUCAGCACUUGGAUGCAUUUUCAGCUUGCUGACUGACAUCAACUAUAUUCGUGAACCAUAUGACUAUCACAAAGCAAACGCCGAAUAUGUAUUCCUCUUUUCGAUGGGAUACUUCAUUUAUGAUCUUCUCGAUAUGUAUAUUCAUGGAGAAUUGGAAAGCUCAAAGGAAUAUUUGAUUCAUCAUUCAUUGGUCAUUACUGCUUUUUCAAUUAUUCUUCUGAGUGGACGACUAUUUGGAUUGGCAAUGAUUGCAUUGUUGGUUGAAGUACAGACGGUUUUCUUGCAUUUAAGAACAAUGGUUCGAUUGAUUUAUGGAUCAAAACAUAUGCCAGGCUUUGUUGAUGUUCUCAUCAAUGCCAAUAUGAUUUGUCUCUUUUUGUUUAGACAUCUUCCAGUCUGUUUCCUUCUUUUUUACCUGCUCGUCAAAGAUGUCAAAGUUCCAAUUCUUUUGAAAAUGUUCCUCGUUUUCGGACUCAGUUUCUUGGAGUAUCACAAUACUCAUCUUACUAUGGCUGUGGCAAAAUCUGACGGAUUCUUUGGACACGAACGACAGGCUCUCGAUGAAGACAGUUGUGAUCCAUUGGGAUCAGUGAAAAAAGAAGAGGAGAAGACGGAAAAGUCUGAAAAAUCGUCAGUACGAACUGCCAAAAAGAUCGAUUAA